This is a messenger RNA of Xyrauchen texanus (razorback sucker), 702 nucleotides long. RefSeq names its product potassium large conductance calcium-activated channel, subfamily M, beta member 2 (gene kcnmb2a). The transcript is spliced from 4 exons. Bases 1 to 702 code for a protein of 233 amino acids. Lineage: Eukaryota; Metazoa; Chordata; Actinopteri; Cypriniformes; Catostomidae. Gene Ontology annotation, molecular function: calcium-activated potassium channel activity; potassium channel regulator activity. Gene Ontology annotation, cellular component: voltage-gated potassium channel complex; membrane. Gene Ontology annotation, biological process: detection of calcium ion; potassium ion transport. The record is from RefSeq and is a predicted model, not a curated record.
AUGUUCUUUGUGAAGGGGGCUAAAACAACAAGAGUCACCCAGGAAAAAAGGAUAAUUCAUAAGAGUCUUUGGGGAAAUGAGCUGAAGGACAAGAGAAGAACAGAAACUGCUCUGAAGGCUGGGGAGGACAGGGCUAUACUGCUGGGGCUGGGGAUGGUGCUCAGCUCUGUUAUGAUGUACUUUGUCAUCUGCAUCACCAUGGUGCGUGCUUACGCAGACAGCGUAUUGACAGAUGAGACCACCUGCACUUUUCUAAACUCCACACUCACAAAGGAUAUCAAUUGUUCAUACAGCUGCGGCUCAGACUGCUGGAAAAUCUCUAAGUACCCCUGUCUGCAGGUCUAUGUCAGCCUGAAUGCAACUGGACGCAUUGGACUACUAUCUCACAAUGAGGAGAUGCUGGAUGUCAGCACUGAGUGUUUUUAUGUGCCAAAAUGCCAGAAGGACCACACAGCCCUGCGUGUUCUGAUCCAGAAUAUUUCUGAACAUCUAAAGAUGCACCAGCAGGUCACGUGUUACCAUGACUCCAGUGAGCAUCAGGGCAGCAUCCUUCUGAACCGCUUGUAUGGAAGCACUUCAGUAUUCCACUCUCUCUUCUGGCCCUCCAGCAUGCUGUCUGGAGGAACCCUAAUCAUCCUUAUGGUCAAGCUCACUCGAUACCUCUCCAUACUGUGUGAACAAAUUGGCAAAGUCCCAAAGUGA